CGUUUACGGGUCUUUAUUCUCUUCCCAAUUCUUGAGGAUAUUUUUUAACCCGAUCUGAAAUUAGACGGAGAAAAGAUAUUUUUUAAUCAGGGAAAGUAAAUUUGUGUUGUAUCAUCGAAAUUAGGUUAUAGAAUUUUGAUUUGGUUGUGAAAUCAUGUCGAGAAAGAUGCUAAUCGAUGGAGAAGUGAACAACUCUAACGAACAGGAAUAUGACUAUGAUCUGUUUGUUAUUGGUGCUGGUAGUGGUGGUGUUCGUGCUUCUAGAACUUCAGCUGGUUAUGGAGCUAAGGUUGCAAUCUGUGAGCUUCCUUUUCACCCAAUCAGUUCGGAAACCAUUGGUGGAGUUGGUGGAACAUGUGUUAUCCGAGGUUGUGUACCUAAAAAGAUAUUGGUGUAUGGAGCAUCUUUUGCCGGAGAAUUUGAGGAUGCACAAAAUUAUGGAUGGGAACUGAACGAGAAACCUAACUAUAACUGGAAAAAGCUCUUGGAAAACAAGACGCAAGAAAUAGUCAGAUUAAAUGGGAUUUACAAGCGGUUAUUGUCAAAUGCUGGGGUUGAAAUGUACGAAGGCGAAGGGAAGGUAGUUGGUCCCCAUGAAGUUGAAUUGACCCAAAUUGAUGGGACAAAACUGAACUUUUCUGCAAAACAUAUAUUGGUAGCAACUGGUGGCAGGGCUCAGCGUCCUAAUAUUCCUGGGAAGGAGCUGGGUAUCACGUCUGACGAGGCUCUUAGCUUGGAUGAAUUGCCCAAGAGGGUUGUGGUAUUAGGGGGAGGAUACAUUGCUGUUGAGUUUGCUUCAAUCUGGUGCGGGAUGGGUUCUACUGUAGAUCUUUUCUUCAGAAGAGAACUUCCAUUGAGAGGAUUUGAUGAUGAAAUGAGGGAGCUCGUUGCAGAAAAUCUGAAAGGCAGGGGAAUUAAUUUGCACCCAGCUGAAAACCUUACCGAGUUGAUUAAAACUGAGGAUGGAAUAAAGGUGAUCACAGACCAUGGGAAAGAAUUAAUCGCUGAUGUGGUACUGUUUGCCACCGGUCGUAUACCAAAUACAAAGAGGUUGAAUUUGGAAGCUGUAGGUGUGGAGCUUGAUCGAACUGGAGCUGUGAAGGUUGAUGAGUUCUCUGGCACCAACAUCCCUAGCAUAUGGGCUGUCGGUGAUGUCACAAACCGCAUAAAUCUUACACCCGUUGCUUUAAUGGAGGGAUCAUGCUUUUCGAAAACUGUUUUCGGGAAAGAACCUAGUAAGCCAGAUUACAGAGAUGUGCCUUGUGCUGUGUUUUGUAUACCGCCUCUUUCUACAGUUGGACUCACUGAACAACAGGCUGUGGAACAGGCCAAGAGUGAUACGUUGGUUUUCACAUCAACAUUCAAACCCAUGAAGAAUACUAUUUCGGGGAGGCAAGAGAAGUCCAUGAUGAAACUGAUUGUUGAUGCUGAUACCGAUAAAGUUCUUGGGGCUUCCAUGUGCGGCCCAGAUGCAGCUGAAAUCAUGCAGGGCAUUGCUGUUGCAUUGAAAUGUGGAGCCACUAAGGCAAUAUUUGACAGCACGGUGGGCAUCCACCCUUCUGCUGCUGAAGAGUUUGUUACAAUGCGAACAGUGAGCAGACGUAUUCCUCCAGGUGGUAAACCCAAGACAAAUUUGUAAAAAGAUUAUCAAUGGAAAUCAAGUUAGAGUGGGUAGUGCAUUAGUUGGGUUAGUGUUCCACGUCUCUCACCGGCAAUACACAAUUCUUUAUUAUGUUUUCGUUUCAAUAAAAUUCGGAUGGUGUAGUCAUUGUAUUGUCAUUAUGAACAAAAGAGAGUGAGAAAGAUUGAAAAACAUUUCAGGUGGCAUAGUAGAUUUUUGGCAUCUACAUAUUUUACUCUAAAAAAUAAAAAACAUUCCUCUCGAAGUCUUUCCUGGAA
Messenger RNA from Papaver somniferum (opium poppy), 1899 nucleotides. Its product is annotated as glutathione reductase, cytosolic-like. Gene Ontology annotation, molecular function: NADP binding; flavin adenine dinucleotide binding; glutathione-disulfide reductase (NADPH) activity. The record is from RefSeq and is a predicted model, not a curated record. The coding region runs from base 155 to 1639 and encodes 494 amino acids. Gene Ontology annotation, biological process: cellular response to oxidative stress; glutathione metabolic process; cell redox homeostasis. Gene Ontology annotation, cellular component: cytosol; mitochondrion. The transcript has 16 exons. Lineage: Eukaryota; Viridiplantae; Streptophyta; Magnoliopsida; Ranunculales; Papaveraceae.